AUGGAAGUAAAACAAGAAUUUAAUGAGUUCAGAUGUAAAGACGAAAUAGAUAAUGAGGGGCGCGAUUCUCUUUUUGAUACCUUUAAAAUUGAGAUUAACGAGGAACCCAAGAGGGAAAGUACAAAUGACACAUUUGAGUUUUUAGUUUUAAAGGAGGACCCUAUAAAGACAGAAAAAGUAGAAUAUGAAGAUAAACUUAUACUAUGUGAUGAAAAAGGAACAAAUGAAAAAAACAAAUACAAGAAACCGAUUAUAAAAUUACAAGAUCUUGUACCUGGACAACGAAAUAAAAUUUUAUCUGCUAAGAUUAUCUUAAGCAGAUUUGGGGAAGCUGUUUUGUUAGAAUUAGAGGCCAACGUCACAUUUUUGCCGCAGAGGGUAACAACAGAAUACAAACCAUUUGUUGAAUAUUUUGAACCUGGAAAGUAA
Molecule: messenger RNA, 429 nt
Organism: Diabrotica balteata
Lineage: Eukaryota; Metazoa; Arthropoda; Insecta; Coleoptera; Chrysomelidae
Source: the annotation of a GenBank genome assembly